CCCCGCCCUAGCGACGAGUCGAGGCCAAAGCUGGGAUCGGCGCGCGCAGCACCUAUGGACCCGCUUGACCCUCCGCUUCUGUUUCCGUUUCCGGUUCGCCGCUUCAGCCUGGCUACACUCGUGAAGGUGGCUGCAAGAGCUGACUAGGGCGUGUCUCUUAGGGGGUCGUCAUGGCGGGAAGCCGGCUGGAGACUAUCGGCACUAUCUUCACCCGGACUCGGGACCUGAUGCGGGCUGGGGUGAUGAAGGAGAAGCCCCUGUGGUAUGAUGUGUACGAGGCCUUUCCACCGUUGAAGGAACCUGUGUUCCGGAGGACCCGUCAGCGCUACGGCAAAGCCAAGGCUCUGGUACCUGAGGUCCUGUACCAGGAAGAUCGGAUCAGAGCGAAAUACUAUUCAGUUUAUGGAUCUGGUCCCAGAAUUUUUGAUCUUUCCAACCCAAAUUUUAAAUCUUCCUGCCAAAGAUUUGUGGAGAAAUAUAUUGAGCUACAGAAAAAGGGAGAAACAGAUGAAGAUAAGCUCUUUGUGGAGACAGGAAAGGCUUUAUUGGCAGAAGGUGUUAUUUUACGACAAAAAGGAGAAGGAACAACUCAUUUAGGGAAGUCAGAAACCUGAAACAAGAACUUCAGAUCUAAACUAUAUUGGAGGAAAAGCGGCAUAGCCCCAUAUGACCAGCCUUUGGAGUUCACUGAAGAGAAGCUGAAAAACCUGUUUCUUCACCAUCGAAUUAUACUUUUGUAUGCCAUCAAUGCCUGAUAUCUUUACAACCAUAUACAGUAGAUCAGUGUUGAAUUUUUUUCAUGGUUGAACUGGGGAAAGAUUUGUUAACUUAUGACUAUUUACACUUGAAUUUUGUAUAUUCACCCCUCUUUUGGGGUUUUCAUUAAAGCCCAUAACCCAGCAA
Trichosurus vulpecula (common brushtail) is the source of this 903-nucleotide messenger RNA. It is a transcript of the gene MRPS23, whose product is annotated as mitochondrial ribosomal protein S23. Gene Ontology annotation, molecular function: structural constituent of ribosome. NCBI's taxonomy places the organism in Eukaryota, Metazoa, Chordata, Mammalia, Diprotodontia, Phalangeridae. Gene Ontology annotation, cellular component: ribosome; mitochondrion. The coding region runs from base 171 to 614 and encodes 147 amino acids. The transcript has 5 exons. The record is from RefSeq and is a predicted model, not a curated record. Gene Ontology annotation, biological process: translation.